AUGAGGCUUCUCAGCUCUGCGCUCGUGACUCUCCUUGCAUUUGCAAAACUGAGCUUUGCAAUGUCGAGUUCUGGGGACUCGGUUCUCGUGUUGCUCAACCCGUCAUUAGACAGGGAAAACUAUUCGGUUUUCUUUGGUGGACUUGAAAAAAGAGGCUACAACCUCACGUUCCGUGCUCCCAAACACACCAGUCCCGCAAUCACCGACUACGGCGUGCCGAACUUUGACCACGUCAUUCUUUUCGCACCAGAAUCAAAAUCAUUCGCACAAGACAUCACCCCGCAGUCGCUCGUAGGGCUGCUCUCAGAAAAAACCAACCUUCUCAUCGCGCUCUCUCCCAAACAAACACCACUUACAUCUCUCGCAACCGAGUUCUCACUCAUUCCACCACCUCCCGAGACUCCACUCAUCUCAUUCCACCCCGCUCGCUCUGAACCCCCAACCACAAUCCCUGUCCCCGUCCUAAGCUCAUCUCCAAUCCUCACCCCAGGUAUCCCCCCAGUAUGGUUCUCCGGCGCCCCACAUGCGCUCGGUAGCACCCCAAUGCUGGUCCCCAUCCUCCGCGCACCCGCAGAGAGCUUCGCAGCAGACUCCAGUGACGACUCGGGCGCAGACGCCAUCGUCGACGCUACCGAAAAAGGCGGCGAAGGAUUAUGGGCGGGCAGCCAAAUGGGCCUGGUCACCGGAUUCCAGACGAACGUAAACUCCCGCGUCGUUUUUGCAGGUGGCGUUCAGUUGUUCAGCGAUGAAUAUGCGAGGAAGGAGCUUCCUUCUGGGACACCGUCUGGGAACUCGCAGUUUGCGAAGGAAGUUGCUGCAUGGGUUUUCCAGGAAAAGCUUGCGCUGCGUAUUGAUAGCAUUGAGCAUCAUCGUGUUAACGAAACUGAGGCGCCCGAGAUGUAUACUAUCAACGACGAGAUUGUAUACACAGCGCACAUCUCUUCUUACGAUAGCAAGACCUCGACGUGGAAGCCUUACAGCGGUAUCGACGACUUGCAGUUGGAGUUUACGAUGCUCGACCCUCACAUUCGCACCUCUCUGCCGCCUGUCCCUGGAUCCCCUGGUACAUACCAGGUCCAGUUCCGCGCUCCUGACAGACACGGUGUUUUUAAGUUCGUCUUGAACUGGAAGAGGAAGGGCCACUCAUACCUCUCAUCGAGCACAACCGUCCCUGUCGUUCCGCCGAGACAUGACGAAUACCCUCGCUUCUUGAGCGCUGCGUGGCCGUAUUACACAGGAGCCAUCAGUACGAGUGUCGGAUUUUUCCUUUUUGCAGCUUUGUGGCUUGCAGGAGACGUCAAAGGCGAGCGGAAGAAGGGAUCCAAAGCAGAGUAA
This is a messenger RNA of Suillus paluster, 1335 nucleotides long. Its product is annotated as Dolichyl-diphosphooligosaccharide--protein glycosyltransferase subunit WBP1. Bases 1 to 1335 code for a protein of 444 amino acids. Lineage: Eukaryota; Fungi; Basidiomycota; Agaricomycetes; Boletales; Suillaceae. The transcript is spliced from 5 exons. Gene Ontology annotation, cellular component: endoplasmic reticulum membrane; oligosaccharyltransferase complex. The record is from RefSeq and is a predicted model, not a curated record.